Messenger RNA from Dreissena polymorpha, 794 nucleotides. RefSeq lists its product as uncharacterized. The transcript is spliced from 5 exons. Bases 1 to 396 code for a protein of 131 amino acids. The record is from RefSeq and is a predicted model, not a curated record. Lineage: Eukaryota; Metazoa; Mollusca; Bivalvia; Myida; Dreissenidae.
AUGCGACACGACUUCGCCCUGUUGGUGGGCCUCGGUGUUGGAAUCCCUAUGUUCCUCAUCGCCGCCCUUGUAUUGGGUCUUCUCACGUACCGGAUGUGCAGAAAUAAAAGAAAAAUGGCGGAGGAUGAUGAUACAAUUAGCUCAUACACCUCAUACAAACCCGUUAUGGGACCAUUCCUACCGACCAUCAUUCCGAUCAGGUACAAUCCGAUGAGUCGUCGGGGCCCAAUAUAUGGUAGUGAACAUGGGUGGGACAGUAUGUCCGAAAUAGGAAGAAAUAACGCUCCGUCUGAUGUAGAAGUUUCAAUAGGAUUCGAGGAUCGGUUAUAUCGUUCGGUACGGUCUUCAAACUUUUCAUGGGACAAUAUGUAUCCUCCAAUAAAUGAACGACUUUGAUCACAGACGUGGAUUUCAUCCAGAUGUGAAAUUCCUCAAUACAUUCCCAGUCGGUGGAAAAACUAGCCACAUGGGGGUGCAUAUCGCCAUCUUGAUUGACAGCGCAAUCACACCAAACAAUAUCGUUUUCGGGUUCCUAUUCAGUGUAUAUUUAGUGUGAAUAGUUUCGAUAUGUUGUGAAGCGUUUUCAAGGUGUUUCGAAAAACUAUAAAUGUACAGAUACAAUUAAAGUUACUUAGAAUGUAUUAGUUUACACUGAAAGUUUUCUUUUCUAUUACGUUUCGGUGUGUUUGAAUUUUGUCACUGUGUUGGGAAUCGUUUUGUCGCUUUGGAUACAAAACUGCCCACGUACAGUUAUACGUAAUUACGAACAUAUAUUUACCACUGGUACACGUUCU